AUGACUAGUCUUUCUGUGUUUAGGGACAUACCCCCAGCCCAGAAGCUGGAAGGCAGCUUACUAAAGAUCUACAAGCAAGACAAUUAUUCUAGCAAGAUGUUUCUGGCCUACAGAGUCUGCAUGACCGAUGAAGGCCAUCCCUGGGUUUCCCUUGUGGUACACAAGACUCGCCUGAAGAUCGCCCGGGACCCCUCUCUGAACUAUGAGUACCUGCCCCUGCUGGGCAUGAAAUCAUUCAUCCAAGCCGCCUUGGAACUCCUCUUUGGAAAGCACAGCCAAGCCAUUGCUGAGAAAAGGGUAGGGGGUGUGCACACUGUUGGUGACAGUGGGGCCUUCCAGCUUGGGGCCCAGUUUCUCAGGACCUGGCGUAAGAAUUUGAAAAACGUCUGUAUCGUCUCGUGCCAAAAGGAACAGUACGGACUCAUCUUCCAGGACAUGGGUUUUACAGUCUAUGAAUACUCCAUCUGGAACCCCAAGGAGCUGUGCUCAGACCCCAUCUUAUUCUUCGACGUGAUGGAGCAUAUCCCAGCUGAUAGUAUCCUUGUGAUUGGGAACAUCAUUGACUGCAGGCUCACACAAAAUCAGUGGACAAAGCUGAUGUCCAUCAUUAAGAGCAAGCACCUCUUCCCGUUCUUCGACAUUCCCUGCCAGGGUCUGUCCACCGGCGACCUGGAAGAAGACACCAGGCUCUUACAGUACUUUGUGUCUCUGGGGUUUGAGUUCUUCUGCAGCCAGUCUCUGUCCAAGAAUUUUGGCAUUUAUGAUGAAGGAGUGGGGAUUCUAGUCGUGGCGGCCCUCAGCAACCAGGAUCUGCUGUGUGUCCUCUCCCAGCUGAUGGACUACGUUGGGGCCCUAUGGGGAAACCCUCCCGCCACGGGCGCCCGGAUAAUCACGUCCAUCCUCUGCAACCCUGCUCUGUUUGGAGAAUGGAAAUACAGUCUGAAAGGUGUCGUGGAGAACAUCAUGUUGGUCAAGGAGAAGGUGAAGGAGAAGCUCCGACUCCUGGGGACCCCUGGGUGCUGGAAUCACAUCACCAAACAGAGUGGGACCCACGGUUAUCUAGGGCUCAACUACCCGCAGGUGGAGUUCUUGACCAAGAAGAAGCACAUCUACAUCCCCAGGAGCAGCCGUAUCAACUUCACCUGCAUCAACGCCAGGAACAUAGACUACAUCACGCAGAGCAUCCACGAGGCAGUGGUGCUCACCGAGGGCUGAGGGGGCUGUCUUCUCAAAGACGUCCCGAUUGAAAUGGAA
Messenger RNA from Microtus oregoni (creeping vole), 1254 nucleotides. It is a transcript of the gene Got1l1, whose product is annotated as glutamic-oxaloacetic transaminase 1 like 1. Gene Ontology annotation, molecular function: pyridoxal phosphate binding; L-aspartate:2-oxoglutarate transaminase activity. The transcript has 9 exons. Gene Ontology annotation, cellular component: cytosol. The coding region runs from base 1 to 1215 and encodes 404 amino acids. Lineage: Eukaryota; Metazoa; Chordata; Mammalia; Rodentia; Cricetidae. Gene Ontology annotation, biological process: L-aspartate biosynthetic process. The record is from RefSeq and is a predicted model, not a curated record.